Molecule: messenger RNA, 7407 nt
Organism: Morone saxatilis (striped sea-bass)
Lineage: Eukaryota; Metazoa; Chordata; Actinopteri; Moronidae
Product: receptor-type tyrosine-protein phosphatase beta-like
Exons: 40
Coding region: 327-6059 (1910 amino acids)
Biological process (GO): protein dephosphorylation
Molecular function (GO): protein binding; protein tyrosine phosphatase activity
Source: RefSeq, a predicted model, not a curated record
GAGACAGACAGGGAGGGAGUCCAGAGAGAAGUGAGGAAAGACUGAGUUUGAAUUCUGAGAGGGUCGAAUUGAGGAUGGACAUGAAGCAGAGAAGAGACGACGGACAAAAGAGAUAACAUUUUACAGAAAAAAUUAACAAGUCGCUGUCCGGCUGUUUUAUUCUCCAGGUUUGAUUUUCCAGAAGGACUCGUUCUCAGCAGAAGACCUUGAAGACAAACAAAGAAAAGGGAUAUUUUCUGAAUUGUUAAUAUAGACACACAUCUUCUACCUCAGCCUCAGGAUUAUGGUGGUGCGUGCUCCGUCUGGGGAUGUGAAUAAGGAUCAAAAUGCUGAAAUGUAAAAGUUAUCUGUGCUGCCUGUGGUUCCCCUCACUGCUGCUGCUGCUCCGGGACCUGAGCUGUGCAGCUCCCACAGAGGGUCAGACCAUCACAUGUAACAUCUCCGUGUCCGAACCAGAAUCCAGCCUGGACUCUGUAUCACUGACCGUUUACACACCUGGACAGAACUGCUCCUUCACGCUGACAUCUCCAGACGCCGGAGGAGACGGCGAGUGUAGCAGAAGAGGAGACGAGGAGGUGAUAGAGACUAAUGAGAUCGGAGGAAUGGAGCGAGGCGAGGAGGAGGAGGUGAAGGAGGAGACGGGAGCGAACUAUCUGGAAACCAACCAGCUAGGAGUCGAGGGUGGAGGGAGCAAGGAGGCGAGAGAUGUUUUCACCUGCGUGUUGGAUCACCUGGAGCCUGGAACAGCCUACGAGCUGCAGGUCCGGUCCCAGAGAGACGAGGAGACGGCGAACAUCACCCUGCACACCAGUAAGUCCUCAUCCACAGACUCAAGGUCUGGUCCCAGAGCUUUCACCACUGUCUUCAUCCACAUCCUGUCCCUUUUCAGACACUCCCUGCCUCUCUACUCGGCCUCCUCCCCCUGCCAGGGAGUGUCUAUAAAAACCCUGCAGUGUGACAGACGGACACUUUCCACGUCAGUCGGACAGUCAGGCAGACAGACAGACGGCCAAAGAGGACGCACCCCUUUCUUCUCCAAGAACAGGACUCAGAAUCUCUUUUCAGUUCCCUCGGCUGCCUCUAACCUCACCGCCGGCUACAACAACGGCACAAGCUUGUCGUUGUCAUGGAAACAGCCCGAAGGCGACCUGGACGCGCUCGUUGUCACCCUCUCGACCAAUGGGACGAGCCGCUGGGAGGCGACGCUUCCUCCGGACGCCACAGAGGUCGCCGUUGAGCAGCUGACUCCUGGCUCGGCCUAUCAGGUCACAGUGACGUCCAGGAGCGGGAAGCUGACGAACCAAUCAGCAAUCACCAUCAGGACAGCUCCGGCGGCAGCGUCCCUCCUCUCCCUGUCGCCCUCCUCCUCCAGGGGCCUCCUCCUGUCUUGGACGCCGCCUGCUGGCCGCUGGGAGAGCUACAAGCUGUUCCUGUUUGACGGCUCCCAGCAGUUAGUCAGCGCCGCUCCGGACCGAGAGGCAGCCAACUUCAGCUUCCCCGGGACGGGACUAACUCCUGGAAGGCUGUACACAGCUGUGCUGAGGGUGGAGAGUGGAGGACUGACGGCUGAGAGCAGCUGUGAGGGAGCAACAGUCCCGGCCCCGGUGGCGGACCUCCACAUUCGACACUCGGACGAGACCUCCCUCAGCGCCAUGUGGAGCCACGCCCCCUCUGGGUCACGUGACGGCUACUUCCUGACGCUCCGCCACGGAAACGUCACCGUGGAUACCAGGGAGGUGGAGCCAAACAUGAGGGAGUGCACCUUUAAUGUGCUCACACCUGGGAGGCUUUAUACCAUCACCGUGACAACCAGGAGCAGGAACCUGAACACCUCUGUGUCUGUGGACGGGCGGACAGUUCCCAUGGCGAUGCGUGCCUUCAGUCUGAGAAGCUCUGGCGUCAGCAGCCUUCGGGCAUCAUGGGAAAAACCACCAGGAGACGUGGACUCGUACACGCUGACUCUGCUGCAGGACAGUGUUGUUGUUCAGAACUACAGUGUCCCUGUUGGCUCUUCUUCUCUGCUGCUGGCUGGGUUGACCCCCGGCGCCCUCUACAGGCUGCAGGUGGUCACUGUCAGCGGGGGGCUGCAGUCUGACAGCACCGACCUGGAGGGACGCACCACCCCGGCGUCGGUGUCCGAGGUAACCGUCGCAAACGGCGGCAGGUCGGACGCUCUGCAGGUGACUUGGCGCCCAGCAGAGGGCGUGGUGGACAGCUACCUGGUCCGUCUUCAGGACAGGAAUCGAACCAUCCACACUCUGGCCGUGUCCCGCACCUCGCUGCCCGAGUGCACCUUCAGCUCGCUGGUUGCCGGGCGACUGUACUCGGUCGUCAUAGUGACGAGGAGCGGCAGCCUGGAGAACGCCACCACGAUUCAGGCACGAACACAACCGGCGACUGUUCAAAACCCAACAGCUGUUCACUCUGCAAGAGACGACUUCCUCAAGGUGUACUGGCGUCACGCAGCUGGAAAUCUGGACCGUUACGUGGUUCUGAUCCGUUACAACCACAGCACGCUGCAGAACAAGAGCGUCUCCGCCGGAGACAACGAGUGCGUAUUCUCGUCUCUGACGCCGGGGAGACUGUACACCGUCACUGUGGAAACCUGGAGCGGAGACUACGUCAGCAGCGUCUCCACGGACGGACGCACCUUUCCAGCAGCUGUUGGGAAUCUGUCGCUAGGCAACGCAGGAACAGGUGAUCUGACGGUCACCUGGAGCCCCGCCCCCGGAGAUGUGGACCACUAUGAGGUCACUCUGCUCUUCAACGACACUCGAGUUUUCCCUCCGGUUGCGUUGGGCAGCGACGCACGGCGCCACCAGCUGACCUCUCUGACCCCCGGGCGUCUUUAUAAGAUCGUGGUGUCGACGUUCAGCGGACCGAACCAGAGAGCACAGUUCAUCGAGGGACGAACAGUUCCCAGCUCAGUGGGGAACCUCCGCCUGGUUCCUCGGCCGGGCCUGACGGACUCUGCUGCUGGACUAUUGGUCUCCUGGACAUCUGGACACGGAGACCUGGACAUGUACAUCGUCUCCCUGUCCAUCAGGGAUGGCGCCAUCAUUGAGACUCGCCCUGUCCCUAAACACGUCACCUCCCUGGACUUCCUCGAUCUAAUUCCAGGUAACGCCUAUACCUUGACCGUCCAGUCGCUGAGCGGGAACCGGUUCAAUAGGAACACAGCCACUGGCAGGACCGCUCCAGCCAGAGUCACAGCCCUGCAGGCGGAUAACGACCACACCACUCACAGUCUGACCGUGAGCUGGGAACGGCCGGUGGGCGUGUACGAUGGCUACAGCCUGCAGUUAUUGGAUGAGGCUGGUGUCGUUCUGGCCAAUCGGUCGGUUACUGUGGCCAGCCGAAGCGAGCGUCUGGAGGGUCUGACAUCAGGGAAGUGGUACCGUGUGAGGGUGGUGACGCUCAGCGGCGGCGUCCCGUCACUGGAGGCCACAGCAGAGGGACAAACACGUCCGGCAGCAGUCAGCAAUCUAACCGUCACUUCGGCCAACACCUCCUCUCUCUCCUUCUCCUGGCGACCCUCGGACGGCCACGUCGAAAUCUACGACCUGUCGCUUUACAGCGUCACCGAGGCAACAGCCAAUCACAAACAGGACGCGGCAGGGAGCAGGAAGGAGCAUCACCAGACUGCGGGGGAACUGGUGGACCUGCAGAAGGUCAGUCCAGCUGCAGACAGAUGUGUGUUCUCUGGACUACGAGCAGGAAGUCUGUACAGACUGCAGGUGGUGAGCUGGAGCAGAGGAAUGAACAGCGACUCAUCUGUACUGGCCAGAACGGUCCCGUCCACAGUUUCAUCUCUUCAGGUCCAGAGUUCAGGACGGACGGACAGACUGACGGUCAGCUGGCAGCACGGAGAGGGAAGCUGGAACACCUAUCAGGUGGUAUUGUACGAUGUUUCUGGAGCCACUCUGGGAGCACAGACGCUCGGGGCCGAGCACACGAGUCACAUGUUCUCUGGGCUGGUUCCUGGUAGGCUGUACCGCACUGAGGUCAUCACACACAGCGGGGAACUGACCAAUAACAUCUCAGCGUUCGGACGCACCGCUCCAGAGCUGCCCACCCACCUGUCCGUCAAACAAGGCCCGACCAAUGACACGAUAGAGCUGUCGUGGUCUGGCCCCGCCUCCGGGGACUACGACAGCUUCAGCCUGCAGUGGACUCCUCCAGACCACCUGUCAGUCACGCAGACUCACCUGACCAGCCGCAUCCUGGCCGGGAUGUUUCCGGGGCGGCGGUACAACUUCACCGUGGCGACCAUCAGCGGGGGCGGAUCCAGAGGCGGGCCCACAGUCAUAAGCCAGCCAAUCCAGAGGAGCGUCAGGACAAGUAGUGUGACUAAUGGAGACAGGUUUGGCCCUCCGGUCCCGCCCCCCAGCGUACGUGUCAGUGAGAAGUCGUCGAAGGUCACGUCGUCAUCCAUCCUGUUCCGCUUCAACUGCUCCUGGUUCAGCGACGCCAACGGAGCCAUCAGAUACUUCACCGUCGUCGUGGCUGAGUCUGAUGCCAAUGAGAUCCUGCAGCCAGAGCAGCGCCACCCGCUGCCCGCCUACCGCGACUACAUCAGCAACUCCUCUGUCAGAGCGUAUCAGACCGCCUACUUCCCCAGCCGCUGCCCGCAGGACGCCGACUCCUCCGCCGGACAGGUGGUGGAGGUGAACCUCGGGGCCGGAGGGGACCGGCUGGGCGGGGGCUGUGAUCGUUACCAUGACGACGACCUCUACCUGAGCGACAGCUACGGCGGCUUCUGUGACGGGCCGCUGAAAGCCAAAACCUCCUACAGGCUGAGUGUGCGAGCGUUCACCAGACUGUUUGAUGAAAACCACAGAGAGUUUCCUCAGCCGCUCUUCACCGACACUUACCUGUCCUCACCGCUCAGGACGCACGCAGAGCCUUUAGGGGGCGUGGUGGAGGGUUUGAGUGCCGGGAUGUUCCUGAUCGGUAUGAUGGUGGCCAUCAUCUCGCUGCUGGUCUACAGACAGAGGCUACGCAAAGUGGCUGUGCAGGAGAACCCAGUGGUGAGGAUGAGUAUGUGGAAGGAGGUUCCAGCUUCAGGAUUAUAUAUGGGUGUCAGGAGCAAUCGUCGGGUGACCAGUCCGAUCAAAGCCUGCCACUUUGAGUCCCAUCUGAACAAACUGCAGGCCGACUCCAACUACCUGCUGUCUGAGGAGUUUGAGGAUCUGAAGGAUGUGGGCCGCAACCAGACGAUGGACGUCGCCCGACUGCCAGAGAACCGAGGAAAGAACCGCUACAACAACAUCCUGCCAUAUGAUUCUACCAGAGUGAAGAUGUCGUACCUGGAGGACGACCCCUGCUCCGACUACAUCAACGCCAGCUACGUACCAGGUAACAACUACCGCAGGGAGUACAUCGCCACCCAGGGCCCGCUGCCUGGCACCAAGGAUGAUUUCUGGCGAAUGGUGUGGGAGCACGGCGUCUACAACGUCGUCAUGGUGACACAGUGUGUGGAGAAGGGACGGGUGAAGUGUGAUCAGUACUGGCCUGCAGACAGAGAACCUCUGUACUACGGUGACCUGGUCAUUCAGAUGCUGUCAGAGUCCGUCCUGCCCGAGUGGACCAUCAGAGAGUUCAAGAUCACCUCGGAGAGCAGCCGCGCUUACCCUCGGGUGCUGCGUCACUUCCACUACACUGUGUGGCCCGAUCAUGGCGUCCCAGAGAGCACCCAGUCCCUGAUCCAGUUUGUGAGGACGGUCCGGGACUACGUGGACCGAUCACCCAGCACCGGAGCCACCGUCAUACACUGCAGUGCUGGUGUUGGUCGUACAGGGACGUUCAUGGCCUUGGAUCGGGUUCUGCAGCAGCUGGACUCUAAAGGAACCGUAGACCUGUACGGCUGUGUGUUCGACCUCCGCCUGCACCGCCAGCACAUGGUCCAGACUGAGUGCCAGUAUGCCUUUCUGCACCAGUGUGUACGGGACGUCCUGAGAGCCAGGAAACAUCGCAGUGAACAGGAGAAUCCUCUCUACCCCAUCUAUGAAAACUUCAACCCCGAGUACUGCCGCGAUUUCAUCUACAACGGACGCUGAACAGACGAUCAACAGAGGAGAGACUUUACUGCGUUAAUUAUUCAAACUAUGUGAGAUAACACAAUGUUUGAUACUCAGAAAAAACAAAGAAGAAUGUAUAAAAAGCACGUAUCAGACAUUCUUGACUUAUGUUAGACGUCCAUAAACUCAAUAAAAACAAACUGAAGCAUUAAACUUUUUAAUUAAAACUUUAUAUGUUUGCUGGAAUUACAGGCAAACUUUUUAAAUUAGAUAAUUAAUAUAUUCUUAAAUUUGUGACUUUUUAAACUCAAACACAGAAUUUGGACUCAGAUAAAUUUGAACAUAUUUCCAUUAAUUAAUGUGGUUAAUGAUUUUAUUAAGUGUUGAAGGGAAACACGGGUUGAUCUCAGGUCAUUGGUGGUUAUUAAAGACGCGUGUUAAAAUCUGAUGUUAGCUAGCGGUGAUAGCUAUCAUCAAUAAAACGGACUGAUCACAGGGAAGGAAAGAGCCAUCUAUUUUUUCUAUUAUACCUACGUUCUCACUCACUGCUCUAUAUAAGCUGUUUAUUUAAAAAGUUACACAUAUUGCUGUAUGUAAAUAUUGAUGUAAUACUCUUUUUUUAAUGAUUAUGAACAUAUACUGUAUGUCAACUAUUUUUAUCCUGUGUAAUAUUGAGAUAUUUGUAGCUGUAAGUGAUUAUAAGCUGCUGUAUUCAGACUUUACCUGUAACUUCUGCUUUUAAAUUGUUUAUUUCUAAUAUGAGAAACACGCUAAAAGUCACAUUAUUUCAUAAAUUUGGUGAUAAAAUGUUUAAAACUUAAAACAUUUAAGAGAAAAGUCUGAAUACAAGGCAGGAACGCCCCAUAUUUUAUUUUUAAAACUGAAAUUUGUGACUUUAAAAGAAAAUAAAUCAAAUUUUGUUAAGUUUGAAAAGUUCACAUUUGCAAUUUGAACAUUAUUAAAUAUUAUAAAUAUUUGAUAAACCCUCUUUUCUUUCUGUUUGACUCGACUGCUGGAGGAUUUUCAGGGUUUUUAAAUGUGUUGUAUUGAUUUAUUUCUAAGGACAUAAUGAUCAUUGGUUUUUAAUCACUGAAAGGAAAACAGGGCUGGGCAAUUAAUCAAUAUUAUUGAAUUAUUAUAAUGUCAUCAUAUGAUAUAUUAUAGCUUGUUUUGUUUGUACUUAACAGAAUUAGUUAUUAAAAGGUUGAUUAUUAUAUGUAUGAUUAGACAUAUCUGUCACAUUGUGAUAUAUAUUCAUAAAGAAUACAGAAAUAUAUUUUAUUGAUAUUAUAUCACCCGGCCCUUCGAGAAUGUAAAGCACUUUUUAUAACUUGCUGUCAGAUAAACUGGAUUAUUAAACGCUAAUUAAAACCAGCUGCCAGAUAUA